AUGCAGCACCUAAUGCAUUGUAACACAUCGACAGGGGUAAAACAUCUGCUUCGUUCCCUUAACACUCCGCUAUUGGGCAAAAGUCGACUUUUUUCUGCGACAGAAGAUAGUGCUGAUUUGGUCGUUAUCGGAUCUGGACCAGGAGGCUACGUUGCAGCAAUUAAAGCAGCCCAACUAGGAUUACGGACCGUAUGUGUAGAGAAGAAUAAAACCCUAGGAGGAACGUGCCUCAAUGUCGGUUGUAUUCCGUCAAAGGCCUUAUUGAAUAACUCCUUCAUGUACUAUCAAGCUAAGUCCACUGAUUUUGCAAGUAGAGGGAUUGAUGUUGGUGAAUUGAAACUAAACCUCCCUAAGAUGAUGGAGCAGAAAUCUAAUGCGGUCAACAGCUUGACUAGUGGCGUAGCUCAUUUAUUUAAAAAGAAUAAAGUGACUCAUAUUGAGGGCCACGGUACUAUUGCCAGUAAAAAUGAAGUAGUAAUACAAAAUGAAGGUGGAAAAGAACGCAAAAUCCAAACGAAGCAUAUCCUAAUUGCAACUGGUUCGGAGGUUACCCCUUUCAAGGGUAUAGAGAUUGAUGAAGAAACCUUUAUUUCAUCAACUGGAGCUUUAUCAUUAAAGAGCGUACCAGACAGGAUGAUUGUCAUUGGUGGUGGAGUCAUAGGCGUAGAAUUGGGAUCUGUUUGGCAGCGUUUAGGCAGUAAGGUAACCGCAAUUGAGUACUUACCAAAUAUUGGUGGUGCCGGUAUCGAUCUAGAUGUUAGUAUCGAAUCCGUGAAAGAUGGAAAAUCUAAUACUAACGUUGGAAUUAGUUUAGACCAGCGUGGUAGGGUGCCGGUUAACGAAAGAUUUGAAACAAUUGUACCAAAUAUUCAUGCUAUUGGGGACUGUAUUCAUGGUCCCAUGUUAGCGCACAAAGCAGAAGAUGAGGGAAUCCUGUGUGUGGAAGGAAUUACUGGACAAGCAGUUCAUCUUGAUUAUAACUGUGUACCAUCAGUGAUAUAUACACACCCUGAAGUUGCCUGGAUUGGUAAGACAGAAGAACAGUUAAAAGCUGCGAAUAUAGCCUUUAAGAUCGGAAAAUUCCCUCUUGCUGCCAACAGUCGUGCUAAAACAAAUGCCGAUGCUGACGGUUUCAUAAAAGUUCUUGGAGAUAAAAAAACCGAUAGGAUACUGGGCGUACACCUCCUGGGAUCUGGUGCUGGUGAACUAGUAAACGAAGCAGCUCUUGCCAUGGAAUAUGGAGCUGCUUGCGAAGACGUCGCAAGAGUGUGUCAUGCCCAUCCAACUGUAUCUGAAGCCCUUCGUGAAGCUAGUAUGGCUGCUUCCAUAGGCACUGCCAUUAAUUUUUAA
Molecule: messenger RNA, 1350 nt
Organism: Trichoplax adhaerens
Lineage: Eukaryota; Metazoa; Placozoa; Uniplacotomia; Trichoplacea; Trichoplacidae
Exons: 18
Coding region: 1-1350 (449 amino acids)
Cellular component (GO): oxoglutarate dehydrogenase complex; mitochondrion
Molecular function (GO): flavin adenine dinucleotide binding; dihydrolipoyl dehydrogenase (NADH) activity
Source: RefSeq, a predicted model, not a curated record